Messenger RNA from Suillus subaureus, 779 nucleotides. RefSeq lists its product as uncharacterized. The record is from RefSeq and is a predicted model, not a curated record. Lineage: Eukaryota; Fungi; Basidiomycota; Agaricomycetes; Boletales; Suillaceae. The transcript is spliced from 6 exons. Bases 86 to 475 code for a protein of 129 amino acids.
UAUGUCCGAAUCGGGGUCUCUAUUUCCUUCUCACCUUGACCGCCAUCUCGUUAUCUCUCAGCGCUAAGUAUGCGCCCUUUGUAUUAUGACCAUCACCAAUCCAACCCAAUUAAUAGACGAGUUCAAAAAAUCGGGCGAAUUUGACCGUCUGAGACGUGAUCUCCUGUCACAUUUCCAGCGUAGUGACCGCACUGAGGCCUUUAAAUCUCGGGUUGAUGAUAUAGCCCGACAACGGCUGUCUUCUGAUCCAAAACUGAUAUCUAUGCCCAACGAUGCUGUCCAGCGUGAACUGUUAGGGGAAAUCGACCGCUAUCCCAUUGUUGAACGAGCGGUGGCUGACGCUCCUUUAUUAUCUGACCCAUCAUUCAUCUCUGGCAUACGUGCUUCACUGGAACGUACCAUGUCGGCGGGCAGGGGCGAAAAGAACAACGCUACUCCAAAUAGGCCAAUUGACGCCAAACCUGCAACCAUGUGAUUCGGGCAAUUCCGAUUUCAAUCCAGCUAUUUCCCAGCCCAAUGGCGCUCUGACACCUUCUCCGGCGGCCCAGAAAGAGUGAAUUUGACCAUCGCAGCCCUGGCGUCUCUACACAUAGUCUGACUGGACACUCAAGUUCUAUCUAAAAGGUUCGACUACUACGCUCUCUGCGCAAGGAAUCACUUACGAUUGGGAGACUAACAAUCCAAGCAAAAUCCGUGAUAUAAUAUACCGGCAGCUAAGCUUCGAAGUGUUGUGACGAUAAUAGGCGAAUAUUUCUUAGAUUCAAGUCGUUGUGAGAAAG